AUGCAAUCAGUCACAAAAGAUCCAAAUCUCAAAGUCUUUAAUCGUCUAAGCCUCGAUAUAGUUUCUCGGGAAGGAUAUAUUAAAAUUGGGAUGUUCGUGGCACUCUUCUCUGUAGUAGUACUUUGUGUACUCACCUGGGUUUACUUCCAAUGGUCGAAAGUGAAAAAUUACUGGGCGGAACGUGGUGUGCCCCAUGUACCACCACACCCAUUCUUUGGGAGUCUAGACUUCUUGCAACGUAAGAAUUUUGGAACAUGGAUGAUUGAGAUGUUACGACAGUUUAGGACCCCAUAUAUCGGUAUCUGGUUAUUCUGGAGACCAGCUCUCAUAAUCAACUCACCUGAGAUCGCAAGGAACGUGCUGGUGAAAGAUUUCGGAAGUUUCCGAAAUAGAUUCGUCUCGGCAGGUCCCGGGGAUCCUAUUGGUCACAACUUGCUAACUACUGAUGAUCCACUUUGGUCAUCAAUUCGUCGCCGGCUUACGAGUAUCUUCACAGCAUCCAAGCUUAGGGCCUUGCAAAACCUCUUCCAAACGAAAUCCAAGGAAUUGGUGCAACGUAUUGACAACACGAAAGACAAAACCAAGAUUAGUGUUAGGAUGCUUUGCACGGACUACACUUCAGAUGUCGUGGCAACCGCAUCGUUCGGUGUCACCACGAAUGCGACCCUCGGGGGCGAAGACGCCAUGAGAACUGUCACCAAGGCUUUUAUGGAGUUCACUUUUCUCAGAGGUCUUAGCUGGAGCGCCAUUUUCUUCUUUCCGGAAGUAGCAGAAUUCUUCAGAUUCAAAAUGUUCCCCAAAUGGUCUACUGACUUCUUUAAGAAAAUUUACCUGUCCGUCGCAAAGCAGAGAAAGGAACAGAAUAAAGGAAACAGUGCACCUAAAGAUCUUCUCGAUGCUCUGAUAAACCUUAAAGAAGCUGGUGAAGGUGAAGAAAGUGAAGGAUUGUCAGAUGACACAAUAGUGGCUCAAGCUGUGGCUUUCCUGUUUGCUGGCUAUGAAACGUCAGGCUCGGCUUUAGCUUACUCUCUCUAUGAACUAGCAUAUCAUCAGGAUAUACAGGAGAAAUUAUACCAAGAAUUAAUAGAGGCAAAGGCCAGAAGUAACAGCGAUAGCUUAGAUAUAAACGUACUUUCCGAUUUGACUUACCUGAAUUGCGUAAUUAAAGAAAUCCUUCGGAAAUAUUCUCCAAUGGGCUGGAUGGACAGAGUAGCUCUUGAAGACUACAAAAUUGAUGAUAAGCUAACGAUUCCCGCGGGAACACCGAUCUACGUGAACGCAAUAGGCAUGCAAUAUGAUGAAAAGUACUUCCCGGAGCCAGAGAAAUUUGAUCCGAACAGAUUCUUACCUGAAAACGAAACAGAAGAUAUGCAAUACACUUAUCUGCCCUUCGGAGAAGGUCCCAGAAAUUGUAUUGGUAAAAGAUUCGCUCAAAUUUCUCUACGUAAUGCUCUAUCGACUUUGGUAUUACAUUACAAAUUUAACCCGCUGCCAGGUGAACCAAAGCCAAAUGAGAUUGAGAUCGACAAACUUGGUCUAUUCUAUGUUCCUGCGCAUAAUCUUCAUCUAGAUUUCGAAAGGCGAUGA
This is a messenger RNA of Leptosia nina, 1587 nucleotides long. The record is from the annotation of a GenBank genome assembly. NCBI's taxonomy places the organism in Eukaryota, Metazoa, Arthropoda, Insecta, Lepidoptera, Pieridae.